AGUGAUAUUUACAUAUACUAUGAAUAGGUGUCAGAAUUAUUACUUGCAUUCUUCUUACUAGGUGCAUCUAGGUCAAAAGAGCACUUGUUUGCAGUUUAAGAUUGAUAAUGUUAAUUUGGGGGGCUGAUAGAUUGUGUCAGAACAUACUGCUCUGGAUAGAUUAAAUUUAAAUUAAACAAUCUAAUCUAAUGCAAUAAAUAUGUCAGAUCAGAAGUAUUUCAGCAAUGGUAAAUAUGUGAAUAAGUAACCCUUGAUUAGUCCUUCAGGUCAGAUUUAAUUACAAUUAUACAUCUCUUAUUACAAAAAUUGCAUUGUUCUGAGUGAAGUACAUACACAGUUUAAACCCACAUAAACGAAAAGAGCAGGUCCCAAACAUCAAAGAUGUUGGCAAUCAACCCACAGGAUAUAAUCCCAUUAACGUAUUAUCCCUUAUAAUCCUGGUCUCAGAGAUUACAUGUAGUGUGCAGUAGCCUGGAGUUUACUCCCCUGCAGUGGUACAAAUAGUCCUAUUGAUUCAGUAGGUCUGUAUUGAUCCAGCUCUGUCUCCUGUGUUAUAUAUAGACACUGUGAUGGGUUCUGGCAGGGUGUCUCUUUCAUUGUCUGUGCACCGUUUACUUGAGAUGGGUCGUCUGUCCAAAGCUUACAGAGAUUAAGCAUGGAUUAUCCUAAUCAGCAACAUACUCAUACAUGCAUGUCACGAGUUACAUGUAUUAUGGAUUUCAUGCAGAAUUAAUCAAUGCAUUUGGACUGCUGAGAAUUUUCCUCUGUGUGCAGAUCCAAUAAUUGAACAGGAUUGGGGCAAAUUGCUUUCAGUUUGUGAUUUUUUGGGGGGUGAUAAACGUGAAUUCAGUGUAAAAAACAGGAAACGGAGAAAAUUAUUUGGGGCCUUUGUGCGUUGCAGAAUUUCCUGAGGAUACUAAAUUCACUAUGGUGGAGAAGUCCCUAGCCAUUAUGAUGAUUUUAUGGAACUGAAUCAUUACUUAAUGACAUUAGAUUACCAUUACGUAACAGGACCAGCUACACAAUUGUGUGUGAUGGACGGAGUGUUUGUUUACACAGGGGUGUAAUGGAAAGCCUGGUCAUUACUCUUGCCUAUCUAUCAUUCUCAUAUCAACAGUCCUAAAGAUUAACAUUAAUAGAGAAGGACAGAUUUUUAACUGAUUCUGACGGGGAUGUCACCUGACCAGUUAGACGAGAGUAAUGGACAGAGGGAAGCUACCUGACAUUUCAUAUUCCAUGCGAGGUCAUUGUCAUUUCAGGAGGAGAGCAGUGUAAAUAGCUGGUGAGAAGAAAAUAAGACUUGGACAUGACAGUUGUGUGCAUGUAAUGUCAGGUGAACAACUUGUGCAAUGGCUUGGCUUCAUUUCGGGAUGGUUAAUGGAUGAACAACUACAACCUCAGUGCUUUGUAUCAUCAGAUUCUUGCUUUACAUCAUGAUGUUACAGCAAGGUUUCUGCGCUGGUUCCAAGAAAAGAGCUCUUGAUUGUGCAUACACAGUUGCAGUGGGAUUGUUUCAAGCUAAAUUAUUCAGAAAUGAUUGUGACCUUUCAUCAAAUAGAGGAGAUGUAUGAAGAGCUAAGUUAAAAAAAGCAAUGCCAAGUGUCGUGUAUUAACUUCAUCUCUUCUUGUAGCAGAUAUGUUGAUGAUUCUCAACAUUUUGAUUCUGUACCAUCUGUGAAAAUCAUUUCUGUUGCUUUUGCUGAAAGAAAUAGGAGAAGAAUAAAAAAACAAACAAAUUAGUGACUAAUCUAUGUGCCACUGCCCAUUCCUCUCCUCAUUUUGUGAUCUGAUCUAUAUAAACCUAGUCAUCGCUAAGGAACCACCAUGGGUAAUAUUAUAGCUGAUUUUGAAAUAAAUGAGGUGGAGGAAAGUGAGAUACAACAAGUCCAAAGUGAGCUUACCGCAAUCAAAGGGACUGAUGUUGACAAGGAAUCCCAGAAUCCUGGUUCAUCCGUGGAUAAAUACUUGGAUAUAUCCGACAAUAGGGACUGUACGGAAUCCAACCUGUCAUCUCCGACGGAGUAUCACAGUGCAAGAAACUCGGAACACUUUCCAUUCACAGACUCAGAUGCUAGUGAUAUUGAGUCUGAGGAUAAUGUGCUGUCUCACGAGAUAAAUGAGAUGUCUGAUGGACAACCAAGAAACCAGUUAAGCACUGAAUCUGAGACCAGUGGGGAUUGUCAUGAAAAUUGUCUUAUGUGUCAACAUGAUAUGUAUGACCUCUUGAACCCUGAUGACCUUUCUAAUACAGGGUCAGAGGUUAGUGAUUUUGAUAGUGAUUUUGAUUUUGACCUCACUGCUGGUGAUAAUGCAACAUUUAGGAACACAAAAGCAUCUGGCAGUUCUGACUCUGAUCCUACAAUAGAAAAUAUUUCUAGUCAGAGUGUGUCAGAAUCAGACAUGACUCCAAAUAAACCUGAUUCUUCCAAUGUCUUAUGUACAGAGGAUAAACCUGCUGGAAAGUUCAUCAAGGGAGGUAACCCUAGCUCAGAAGACACAUCUGGCAGCAAUUGUAUUUUCUCUGAAAAAGCAGCACGAGGUGAUGAAUGCUGUAAUAGAAACACUGUUGUGGCCGAUCAAAGCCAGGGAAAUAGUAGAAGUACUAACCAGGCGAUGCAUGCAGUUACAGCUGGUACUGGUAGUAAUGCUGAUGACAGCUCAUUCAAUAGUCAGCCACAGUCGAUGGGCGUGGGAGAUGGUUGUGAGGGCAUGAUGCCCUGUAAUUCUAUGACUGAUGGAGACUCCAGAGGUGAUGAUGGUGAGAUGGAGGAUAAAAAGAGGUCACCCUCACACCAAAAAGAUGAAAUGUUAACUGUGGAAACUCCUGGGAUCCAACCUAAUCUCAACAAAGACAACUUUGAUGAGAGUCAACCUAAUUGUCAUAUUAUGGAGGUUAAUUGUGACGUUCAUUCAGGGAAUGCUCUGCUGGCUGAAAGGCCUGUGUCCGCUGUAUUCACGGAAUUAGGGCAGGAUAGAAAUGUGGACCAAGAUAGAGUAGUCAGUACCCAGAGUGAUCAGGAACGGGAGAGAGAAGGCUUAAUGGGACCUAUUCAGAGUCCUUCGACCACCGAGAAUGGCCAUCUCUCUAAUGCUCUUGUGGACAAAGAGAACAUGGAUGAUUACCCAUCAAUAAUUCGGGAUAUAAUUAAAAACCAUCAUAGAUUUGUGGAUAUAUUAUCAAAAUUUGAGCAGAUAUGUAGUGUUAAGUUGGAUUUGGUUAGUGUUUUGGAAAAACAUCAACCUGUUAAAGAGGACAUGCAGGGGAGUGACACUGAGGGUAUGUCCACCAAGAACUCUGACCGUGGUGGGGCCACCCAGGGACCAGGGCCAGGAGGGGGGCAGAGACCCCUCAGCCCCAGAAGUCCCGGGUUUCACAAACAUCGAAAUCUGGAUGCUCCAAAAACUGUAAUGGACGUGGAUUAUAAACUACUGAAUUCAGGAAUAGCUGUUCUACCAGGGAGCCGAGAUUCAGAGGAGCGUCCAGUUGUGUUCAUCUUCACAAACAGCUCCCUAUGGCAGAACCAACAGGUGCCCAGUACAGAGCUGGCCAGACUCCUGAUGUAUUACAGGAGUAUACCCAGAGAUGAAGUCAGACUCCAUGGUUUUACAGUUGUUGCAGUAAUACAGGGUGCCACUUCUUCCAUAAUCAAUACGUUACUAGAAAGUCUCUAUCUAUUUGAGGGGAACUGUCCUGGAGGUAUAGCUGUCCUGCAUUUCCUAGCAGACACUUACACCCAGCCCCUGCUACAGAUGUCACCUGUAUUCGACUCCCAAACUCCGUUCAAGUUGGAUGUUCUUCUUGCCCCUGAGUUAUUACAAGAGUUCAUUCCCUUGAAUCAGCUUCCAUUAGAUCUAGAUGGACACUAUAUGUAUAAUCAUGAGGAGUGGAUCCGAUUUCAUGUGGAAUUGGACCCAUUCAUCAGCAAGAUACGGGGUGUGGCUAAAUACCUGAUGGUCACCAUGCAGGAGCUGAGUGAGCCCCACAUAAUGCCGGUCACUGCUCAGGAGGCUCGACAACUCAUUGAGCACCACGAACAGUCCAUGAAGGCCGCAUUCAACGAUGCGCGACUGAUCUCACUUCAGAAUGAGGGCGAGUCCAUCAUCAAUUGCCUCAGGAGGUUGUAUGCUCACAUGGGACACUCGGAGGACUACAGGGAUUUGAUGGAGUCUGUGAACAAGUUGUAUGAUAACUUGAACAGCACCAUGGUUAAACUGGUUCAUAUAGCUGAUAGCAGGCUGUCCAAGCUUGAACACUGCCAACAGCUCAGGGAAUUCGAGGAAGAAUGUACCAAGAUUAUCGCCUGGACGGAACGAACAGGUGAGGAGUAUCUACAGAGACACACCCAGCUCGGGGACAACCUCAAGUCCAUCCGCGUUCAGCAGAAGGAGUUCGAGAAGUUCUACUUCUCUGCUAUGACACACAUAGAGAAGGGCAACGAUCUGCUGGACGAGGCCAGCAUGCUCGCUCAGUCCGGGAACUUCGAGGAAGCCACUGGAUACAAGGAGCUGGCUCGGACUCUCAAGAAGCACCUCCAGUCCUUCACGUCCAAACUGGAGGACACACGGGAACAGAUCGAGCGCACCGCCAAGUGUUACCAGCUGUUGGAUAAGACUUACGAGUGGGCCUUAGAUGCUAUGAAAUAUGUGGCAAGUAUGAAAAUGGAACACUGUGAAACAUUGAACGGAUUGGAUAAGUUACUAAGAAGUCUGGAUUUGUAUUUACGUGAUCACCCAGUAAUGAAACCAGAAACAUUCACUUGCAUGUUUGAUCUGGCAGAAAAACUUCACAGCAACAAAUUAUUGGAACAGUGUCGCGUGGCCAAAGAACGAUGUGAUGAAACACAAAAACUGCUAAUGUUACGGCAGUGUACACUCAAAAGGGCAAGAGAGAAACUUGAAGUAGAACAGCAAGAGACUAGUCCCCCGGAUAGCAUGAAAUCCUUGAGCCGUGAACAAUCCCCAGCAUCUAGUGUUGUGAGUUCCAGGAGAUUUCCCAGUCCCCAGGAGUCAGUGUGGGAGCCCCAGUCCUCCAGUACUCCUUUAAGGGUAGUGAGACCCCACCCCGAACUACGCAAAAGUAUGUCGGAUCGUUUCCUACGGUCUCAGUUACCAAGGGAAGAUUUUUACACUCAAGACAUGUCUGACCGUAUUGUAACAGCCCUACCCAAGUCCCUCAUUGAAUCCCGCCAUGGGUCCUCGCGGGAGGACCUCACCGAUACAGGAAGUGACAUGGCCAGUGCCUCCCCCAGCCAUGACUUCAAACCCCAACCCCUCCACUCUGUGUCACCCAUUAACUCUACCUCAAGUCUGCCCUACCACAGACCCCAGAAAAAGGUCCUCAAGCGCGUUCCCACUGUUCCCUCACCAGGCAACAUUAUUAUGGAGGAGGAGGACCAGUCAAUGGACCGGAACCACCAAGUGUGGAGUAAAAGUCAGGAUCCACGGCCCAUCAGUUUGAUCACUGCCAGUUCUGACAGCUUGUCCAGCCUUCCAGAGGAGGAGACGGAGAAUCAAGCCCCAGGGGAGGACAAUCCUCCACCUCUUCCCCCACUCCCUCGGGAAUGGACCCCUGUCCCUGUCAACACACAUCUUACAUCCAUGCCAGCAGUAUCAGAACUUAAGCUGUCCAAUGCAGAAAAGAGUAAAAGAACACUGACCCACAUCAUGCGGGAGAUGGUACAGACAGAGAGGGACUAUGUCCUGUCUCUGCAGUAUGUCAUAGAGAACUACAUCCCUGAGCUCCAGCGCCCAGAUGUACCUCAGGCCCUGCGGGGGAAGGGCAGCAUCAUCUUUGGGAACAUUGAGAAGAUCUAUCAGUUCCACCGUCAGUACUUCCUGAGGGAGGUGGAGAGAUGUGAGAGGAACCCGUUCCAGAUUUCUCAUUACUUUCUCAUGCAUGAGUCCCAAUUUUACCUCUAUGCCCUCUAUAACAAGAACAAGCCAAAGUCAGACAUGUUGAUGGCAGAGUACGGAAAAGUUUUUUUCAAGGACAAGCAAGCCAAGUUGGGGGACAAAAUGGACCUGGGCAGCUACCUGCUAAAGCCGGUACAGAGGAUGGGUAAAUACGCCCUGCUGCUGAAACAGAUCAUGAAGGAGUGUCCCCCCACGGACCAGGAGUAUCAGGAUCUUCGGGCAGCUGAACAAAUGGUCAAGUUCCAACUUCGCCAUGGCAACGAUCUUCUAGCAAUGGAUUCUCUUCGUGACUGUGAUGUCAAUUUACAAGAACAAGGGAGGUUACUGCGACAGGACGAGUUCAUUGUGUGGCAGGGCAGGAGGAAGUCUCUGCGUCACGUGUUCUUGUUCGAGGAUCUGAUCCUGUUCAGUAAGACAAGGAGAGGCCGCAGCGGGGGACCAGACAGCUAUUUCUACAAAUUCUCCUUAAAGAUGGCCGAAGUAGGGCUGACAGAGAGUUAUGGGGACACUGGAUACAAGUUUGAGAUCUGGUUCCGUAAGAGAUCAAAGGGGGAAAGCUACAUUUUACAAGCACAAAGCUCGGACAUUCGUCAUCACUGGGUGAAGGAAAUCUCACGUGUCCUGUGGAACCAAGCCAUCACAAACAGAGAAAAGCACAUGUCUGAGAUGGCCACAAUGGGAAUUGGAAACAAACCCUGUUUAGAAAUCAAACCCAGUGCCAACCAGAUAAAUGACCGCUUUAUCAAUGUGGCAUCUGGCAACUUCCAGUCUCGUACAAGGAAUUCCAUAGCUGUAUCAUCAUUUGAUCACAUGUAUCAGAACAACAAGCGCCCCCACUCCAUUAUCUCCAUCAGUAGUACCUCCUCCUCUAGCAGCAGUCACUCGGGGGCCUUCCACCCCCACCACCUACCCACGGACACCUCAAGAACCACCAACUAUCUCUCCAAUGAGAGUGGUAUUGGAACAGACAUUUCUUCGGGCGAGGACCAUGGGAUCAGAUACGACCAAUCAGAAAGAGGCAUUGCAUUUACACGGCAACCUGCAAUCAACGAGUCCAAUCUGUUUAGUGAUACAAUUAGCACAGAUGUUUGAUUGAUUACUAGUGGGCAGCUGUGAUGAGAAAGUAAAUAGACUUACAGUACAACAAAGACUACUGCCAUUCGGAAUCCUCAAUUACCACAGGAGUAAAAUAAUCCUGGGCAUCGCUUUUGCAAAAGAACUUACAACUUAGUAGUACAUGUACAACCAAAUGCUCUUUUUUUCAUAAACUAACAAAUGCUUCAACUUAGUACUGGUAAAAUACAUGUGUGUAUAAAUGUGAGUAAAUUGUUAUAUAAUUUUUUGCAUUAUAAUAAGUGAUAUUAAAAAGGUGUAAAUAUUUACAACUUUGUUGUAAGCUCAGUUGUAAGACAUGCCCGCCUGUUCCAUGAGGUUCUUCCUUUUGUCGGUUUUCAAGGGAUAUCAAUUUCGAGAUAAAAGGGUGAACCAAACUUGGAAACAAAAAGUUUGAAUAACAAUUGAGAAUUGGACUCAAGAGACUACAUUUGCUCCAAGGAGUAUGGAUUUUGAAACUGAAGGAAAUGCUUUUGAGUGCUUAAACAUUGACUCAAAGAUUUAUGAAUGUUGUAAAAAUGAAAUAGAAUCCAUUCUGUACCAAAGGAUUGUUACUGCUGGAUAUGGUGCUAAUUGUCUUUGUGUCUUCUUUACAUGUUAAGGUUGUGUAGAUCUGUUUUCAGCAUUUUAUUUUUUUUCUCUAUUUGUGUAAACAAAGUUAACAACAGGAUCAAAAGAAUUUCACUCGUAUAUUUCUACCUCAUCCAUAUUUAUUCUUUUUUUUUCAUCAUCAUUACUGUGGGUUUCUAUUCAAGAGACCAAAUUUAGAUUUUUUUUCCUUGAGGCAGUUGUACAUUUGUUGUUAUUUAUUGUAACUGUACAUUUUGUCAUUCUAUAAUGCUGAUUAUCAGUCGAUAAUACUUCAAAUGCCAAAUAAUCACUGUACAUUUAAUUGAUGAGUAUUAAAUAUGUCAAAAUUUGAA
This is a messenger RNA of Magallana angulata, 7949 nucleotides long. Its product is annotated as puratrophin-1-like. The coding region runs from base 1825 to 7005 and encodes 1726 amino acids. The record is from RefSeq and is a predicted model, not a curated record. Gene Ontology annotation, molecular function: guanyl-nucleotide exchange factor activity. Lineage: Eukaryota; Metazoa; Mollusca; Bivalvia; Ostreida; Ostreidae. The transcript has 21 exons.